GAAGGGAAUUACAUAUAUGCCCUUGAAUCAUUCUUAACAGUCCUUUUCCUGUUCUCUCCUCAGCUUUUCAUCAAAAUUACAAUCUCGGUUCCACUUGAGUCCCCUGGUUCUAUAAAUUGACUCCCUCUCCAUGGCUACAAUUCCCUUUCUUCCUCUCCUCUACUUCCUUGCUUAAAUUACUAGAAACUCUGCUGUUUUUUUUCUCCCUUUUGUUAUCUCUAGUAUUCUUCCUCUUUAGAUUUUUCUUGGGUUCUGGAUCACCAAAACUCAACAGCUAAAUAUUGUGUUCUUGCGGCUGCUGUUGCCCCAGGAACAAUCCCCUCGUCGGUCACAUCCAGAGUCAUUUGCAGGGGGAGACUCUGCCAAAAUUCACUCCAGAUUUUUGAACCAAACUUGGCUGUUGGUUGAUCCUUGGAGUGAAAUGCCAUCUUGCUCCUGAGAUCGGAGAUUUUUCAAUCUUUCGUUCCAAAAUCUGCUCUUUCUGCACCUGAAACCUCUAGUUAUCUUUCACAUGCAGCGUCUGCUUCUCAUCUUUAUAAUCUAUGUCGCCUGUUAUAAGUGAGAUACUUCUCUCUGGUUUUAUGAUAAAUUCCACCCUCAGGCGCAGGUCUCCUCUUGUUCAAUCCUUCUCUGUUGUCUUCCUCUACUGGUUCUACGUCUUUUCAUGAACUUGUUCUGAGAUCUGAAAGUCUGGGCCUUGUCCAUCUUUUCUCAUAUAUUGUCUCUUAAUUUUCAUCCAAGUAAUAAUAUUGGCUAAAUCUAUAAUUAAGCUGCAUCUCAUCUCAGAAUCUAGUCUUUCCUAAGCACCAGCCGUAAACUUUACAGAUAACUUUGCUAAAUAACUCAUUUUGCUGCCAAACCCCAAAGCAGCCAUGGCUUCUCCAUGUGGGACUUCUUCUGGUUCCAGCCUGCUGCAGAAUUCGGCCUCCUGCGAAGUGGAUCUACAGGCACUGAUGGACCAUAAAAGGCAGAAGAGAAAGAUAUCAAACCGUGAAUCUGCGAGGCGGUCAAGGAUGCGCAAGCAGAAGCACCUGGAAGAUCUGACGGCACAGGUGAAACAAAUGAGGAAGGAGAACAGUCAGGCCUUGACACAGUUGACCCUCACCACACAGCAAUACUUUGUUGUGGAGGCUGAGAACUCUGUUCUCAGGGCUCAGUUGAUGGAGCUCACCAGAAGGCUGCAGUCUCUUAAUGAGUUCCUUCUCCGCCUGAAUGAAAACAGCCAUAUCAGCAGUGGCCUCCUCUGUGAUGCUCCUCAAAACAAUGAAAACUUCAACACUCCAUGGAACUGGUACAUGAACCAGCCCAUCAUGGCUUCAUUACAGAACAUGUGGCAUUACUGACAGAUAAGAAAGCAUUGAUGUUGUAAUAAGGAGGGUAGCUACUGCGACUCAGUGCUUUAUGAUUAGUGGGCCAUUGUCUAGGUGUCUGGUGUAUUUUAUUGAGGCCAGGUGUCUGGUGCGGUUUGUAUGUUUGUAUUAAAUGAAGAAGUAUUUCAUGUUUCACCAA
Zingiber officinale is the source of this 1509-nucleotide messenger RNA. Its product is annotated as bZIP transcription factor 11-like. The transcript has a single exon. NCBI's taxonomy places the organism in Eukaryota, Viridiplantae, Streptophyta, Magnoliopsida, Zingiberales, Zingiberaceae. Gene Ontology annotation, biological process: positive regulation of DNA-templated transcription. The coding region runs from base 873 to 1343 and encodes 156 amino acids. Gene Ontology annotation, molecular function: transcription cis-regulatory region binding; DNA-binding transcription factor activity. The record is from RefSeq and is a predicted model, not a curated record. Gene Ontology annotation, cellular component: nucleus.